Molecule: messenger RNA, 2620 nt
Organism: Asparagus officinalis (garden asparagus)
Lineage: Eukaryota; Viridiplantae; Streptophyta; Magnoliopsida; Asparagales; Asparagaceae
Product: pentatricopeptide repeat-containing protein At2g17210
Exons: 1
Coding region: 396-2564 (722 amino acids)
Biological process (GO): RNA modification
Molecular function (GO): RNA binding; protein binding
Source: RefSeq, a predicted model, not a curated record
AAAGGGUAGCGAGUUCAGUUUGCAAUAGUACAGGAGGCGUAGCUAACCCCUAAAUUAUAUUCGACCAACAUACUGCCGUACAAUUCAUAUCUGCAGAAUGAGGAAAGAACACUACGGAAACUGGGAACUCUACCUCCGGGUUUGAUCACAUUCUACAACCUGACAUAUCCCCUCGAACGAAGCUGGCAUGUCUUGGGCCUCGGUCAUGAUCCAGCAGUGGGCCCGAAAGAAGUCGAGAAUGCAGCCGUUGUUCACUACAACGGGAACUACUGUAAGCCAUGGUCAGACCCUGCAGUUGCCAAAUAUAAGCAGUACUGGUGGUCCAAGUUUGUUCCCUUAGAUAGUCCGUACGUUCAGCAAUGUUUAUUUUUACUUCCCUCUAUCGAAGUUUUUGAAUGAGAAGUCCAGUGAAUUUCCUUAUGCCCUUAUCGCAGCUCAGCAACGUUGUACAUCACUAUCACCAAAUAAAGAACGCCGGUUCACAAAUAACCUCCCACGUUUUCCCUCCGCUAUUCAAACAUCUUGCUAACAUUCGAUCAUUCAAACUUGGAACUUCGAUUCACGCCGAUGUUGUCAAGAUGGGUUUUGAUUCUUACGCUUCGACCUGCAAUUCGGUCAUUAGUUUCUACAGUAAAUGCAGCAUGAUGAGCUCUGCGCUGAGAUUUUUCGAUAAAAUGGAGUGUAAAGAUUCGGUAUCGUGGAACGCUUUGGUACAUGGAUUCUUGAGUUUAGAGGAGUAUGAGAUCGGCCUGAGCUCGUUCAUGGAGGCUAGGGCUUCAAAUUUUGAACCCAACGUUUCAUGCUUGAUCCUUGUUGUUCGAGCUUGCUGGAAACUGGAAGCCAUUGACGAAGGACAAAACCUACAUGGGUUUAUUACAAAGAGUGGGUUUUCAAUUGUGGCCUCAGUGCAGAACUCUUUGCUCAACAUGUACGUGAGGUUUGUGAACUUGAAUUAUGCACAGAAGUUGUUUGACGAAAUGUGUGAACGAGAUGUGAUAUCUUGGAGCUCGUUGAUGAGUGGAUACACGCGAUGCGGAAAUGCCGCCAAUGCUUUGCGAUUGUUUCGAUCGAUGUAUGUUGAGCUUGGUAACGAGAUGGAUGGGCUUGCGGCGGUUUGCGUUCUUCAAGCAUGCGCAAACGCUGGAGAUAUCGACAAUGGGAAGUCCAUACAUGCUCACUUGAUCCGUAAAGGGUUUGAAGAGGAUGUGUUUGUUGAGAAUUCUCUUAUUGAUAUGUACUCGAAGUGUGUUGAUAUUGAUUCUGCCUUCGUGGUCUUUGAUCACAUGUCAUCUACUAAUAUUGUUUCAUGGAAUAGCAUCAUAACUGGAUUAAUCGGUAAUGAGAAAAGCAUUGAAGCCUUACAACUGUUCGGUUCAAUGCAAAAGACUGGAGUCGAGGGGGACGAGGUGACCAUGGUCAAUCUUUUGCAUGCCUGCAAGCAACUCGAGCUGCCAGUGCACUGCAGAUGUAUUCAUGGAGUAGUUAUCCGAGGGUGGUUAUCGAAUGACUUCGUACAGAAUUCACUGUUAGAUUCUUACACAAAGUGCGGCCUAAUGGAACUGGCCAUGAAACUAUUCGAUACAAUGGAGAGAAAAGAUGUGAUAUCUUGGAGUACCAUGAUUGCUGGCUUUGCACACUGUGGCAAUGCAAGUGAAUCCAUCGCCCUCUUUAGAGAGAUGCAAUUCGCAAGAGAACCGCCAAAUUCAGUCACUAUUCUUAGCUUAAUUGAAGCUUGCGUCAUUUCUGCCGAGCUCAAGCUCUCAAAGACCGUUCAUGGCUUAUCAAUCAGAAAUGACCUAGACCAAGACUUGACCAUCGGAACCUCACUCAUCGACAUGUAUGCAAAAUGCGGUGACCUGAUCAGCUCAAAAAAAGUGUUUGAUGAAAUGCCUUCAAAGAACAUACAUUCCUGGAACGCAAUGAUAGGUGCAUUAGGGAUGAACGGACAAGGAAAAGAAGCGCUUGCCCUACUCCACGAAAUGCAUGAUCAGGGCAUGAAGCCAAAUUCAGUCACAAUGGUUUCCAUCCUCUCAUCUUGUAGCCAUUGUGGUUUAGUACAGGAUGGGCUUGCUUGCUUUCAAAGAAUGCUAAAAGUUCCCUCACUGCAACCUUCACUUGAACAUUACUCAUGUGUUAUAGACAUGUUGGCGAGAUCCGGAGACCUUAAGGGCGCGCUCGAGGUGAUAAGGAAGAUGCCUGGAGAUGUUGAGCCAUCUCCGGUUGCUUGGGGAGCUCUGAUGAGUGGAUGUAGGAGCCAUGGGAGCUUUAAGCUUGGGCAAAUUGUCGCGUCGCAUGUGGUUGGGCUUGAACCAACAAAUUCUGCCGGGUAUCUGAUGAGCUCGAGCAUGUUUGCAAGCGGAGGAGUGAGUGAGGGGAUGGCGAGCAUGAGGAGGUUGAUGAAGGAGAGGAGGUUGAAGAUGGUGAGUGGUAAUAGUUUGGUGCAUGUUGAGGGGAGGGACCAUAAGUUUGUUGCUUGGGAUGAGUCUCAUCUGGAGAAGGAGGGAAUUUAUGUUAUGGUUGAGUUUUUGCAUUAUUGUAUGAAGAAAGUAGAAGGGAAUGAUUGAAUUUGCAUCUAUGCAAGUAUCAUGGGAUUUAGAUGUAGAUAAAAUUUUUAUCACCA